AUGGAGCCCUCCCGGGGCUACUCUAUCCAGCUGGCGGACGGAGUCGUCAACGUCCAGCUCAGCUGCACCCAGUGCUCCAACUAUGCCUGGAGCCAUCAGCAAGUAGCGUGGCUGGCCGAGGCCAUCGCCACCGAGGUCUUGCGGUUGACGGCCGGCAAGCAUGCCCAGGCGCCGUCCUCAGCGACAGCCACGGCGCAGAGCAAUGCCAUGUCCAUCUCGCCACCGGGGAGCCCGCGGGUGGAUACCUCUGGCCUGGUGCGAAUUCAAGAUACGCCACAGGAGGACGCUUCGUCGGUGUCUGCCGUCACACCAGCCGUGUCUCUGGGCAAAAAGGGCCCACGGACACGCACAGGAUGCUUUACGUGUCGCAUGAAGAGGGUAAAGUGCGACGAGAGAAAGCCGGCAUGUACCCGCUGCAUGCGCAACCCAGACCGACAAUGUGUCUAUCCCAAGAGGUUGGCCGUGUCCGUCCCAAACGCGCUCCCUGGCGUCAAGCAGCCUGCAGUACAGGCACCCCGCAGCGCAGUGACGAGGUAUCAGCCUCGACCUUCCGUUCCCUCGGCCUCGUUAAACUCACCCACAGCCGGCGCAACAGUGUCCCAAGCCGUUGCCCAAGACAACACGCUGCCGGACCAAUUUGGCCUGUUCUUGGAUGGCCUGGCCCUUAUCGGGUCUCCAGGACUGCUCCACUUCCAGCCCGACAAGCGCGAGGGCCGUGCUCGCUCCGACCGCGUGCUCGCCAAGCUGUGGGAAGCGCAAAUGAUCAUGUCGGUGUCGGGCAGAGACCUGCCCCCCGUCUCGCAGCAGGUCAAGCUCGCCGACGCGCUCGUAUCCGUCGCGUGGAGCCUGGGCGCCGUCAAGCGCGCGUUUUCGGGCACGGUCCCCACGCCCGUCCACGACGUCAUGCUCGCACGGUCGCGCAACUUUGUCGAGGACGCCGCGAAGCUCAUCCACGAGUAUAACCGCGGUGAAGGGUUUGACUCGCCCGAAACGUUCCUGGUGCUCCUCGAGCUCUUACUGCUGCGAGACUGUGCCAGCGGCGAUCCACUGUGGGCCAACACACACAAACUCCUCACAUCAUAUGUCAAGCGCAGGGGCGGUCCAAAGGUCAUGGUCGAGGAGGCGCGGGCCUCUAUGCUCGGUAUAGGUCUGCUGGAGCACCACCUCGUGUAUCUCACUCUCUACGACACCUUUGCCUCCCUGAGUCUCAACCUGGAACCAUACUUGCUUGCGCCUGGCCAAUGGAGGUGGCUAGAGGAAGUGCCGUGCGCCCAGGAAGUCAUCCAGUCGGAUUUUGGAAUCAGUCUGCAAAUGCUAUUCUACGUGGCAGAGCUGGCGACACUGCUUGCCAACAGAGGCGCGCCACAGACCCCGGUCGGUACGGCACAGUACCAACAGGCCUGCGAGGCAAUGUACGAGGCGCUCGAGACGGUCGCGCUCGCCACCAUAUACUCGACGCCGUCCUCCAUCCGCGUCCAGUUUGGCGACUUGCUGAUCCGCCACUCUCUCAUCUGCCACUUGCAAUGCGUGGCGUUUGGGCGACGGCGCGACGACCCCAUCAUCCAGCGCAGCGCGUCGGCCAUCAUCGAGCUCUUGGCCGAGGUCGCAGUGCGAACCGGGUCCAUGGCCAACUUGAUGUACCCGCUGCUCAUUGCUGCGGUCCUCAGCGAUACGGGCGACCACGAGCGGUUGCAACUGCUCAUCGACUUUACAAAGGUCUCCACUGGACUGGUGGAGUUUGACCGAAUGGAGAAGAUUGCUCAUGAAUGUUGGCGGAGAAGGGAUGCGGGCGAAGGCGAGCUGGAAAUGACCGACGUCUGGAGUGCCAACUGUCGCAUGCUCAUCUUGUAG
This is a messenger RNA of Apiotrichum porosum, 1851 nucleotides long. RefSeq lists its product as uncharacterized. Gene Ontology annotation, biological process: positive regulation of transcription by RNA polymerase II. Gene Ontology annotation, molecular function: DNA-binding transcription factor activity, RNA polymerase II-specific; transcription cis-regulatory region binding; zinc ion binding. The transcript has 7 exons. The record is from RefSeq and is a predicted model, not a curated record. Bases 1 to 1851 code for a protein of 616 amino acids. NCBI's taxonomy places the organism in Eukaryota, Fungi, Basidiomycota, Tremellomycetes, Trichosporonales, Trichosporonaceae. Gene Ontology annotation, cellular component: nucleus.